AGGGUCUUUUGACGCUACUAUUAAGUAAAGUUAGAUUUCUUGCAGAUUAUAUUCGCAGAGUCUUCUGGAGGUAAUAUUAAGUAAAGUUAAUUUCCUUGCAGGUUUUUUUUAUCUUGAUGUACGAUCUUGUAACUUAAGUCAAGGCUAAUAGGGAAUCUGAAAAGUAUUUGAUGAAAAUUAUUUUCGUUAAUCAAUAUUUCAAAAAAUAGACAUAGAACUCUUCCAAUCUUUAUAGAGCAGUCAAAUGAUUAACAAGCUUUAACCUAACUUAAACCUUUAUUAUUUAAAUAAUACAAAUUGUUGUUGCUAGACAUACAGUGGUGUCCCUCAAUAACAGUACCCUCCGUGCAAAUCGCGCUGUCCCACUCUGGUCACACUAGCCUAGCCGUGAAUCAGAAACGCAGACUAAUUAGUAAAAAAAAAACGAAAACGGUACAAAAGAACACUUAAUUGCUGAAGUUUCACCUGCCGCAGCUCGCACAAACCACCAUACGUGUACAGCCAGACAUAAAGAACCCUAAAACCCCAAGGAAAGCUCCAAAAACAUCGUCGCAAAGUGGACAACUCCCAGUUUUCCGAGCAGCAUCACCUGCCUCCAACAAAGGAGCAUCGCGACAAAAAGGCGAGACUCCGUCGCAACAGAAUGUCCUCGCUGUCCGCGUCCGCGGAGAAUGUGUCCAGUUUGGGAUUGGGCACUGGAGCAUCCAACUCGCACGAUGGCAAUUCGCAGCAGGGCUCCGGAUCGGAUGGCGGGUCCAGUAUGUGCUUGGAAUUGGCGUUGGAAGGCGAACGCCUCUGCAAGGCAGGCGAUUGCCGGGCGGGCGUAGCCUUCUUCCAGGCGGCCAUUCAAGCAGGAACCGAGGAUCUCCGCACCCUAUCAGCUAUAUACUCCCAAUUGGGCAACGCCUACUUUUACUUGGGCGACUACAACAAGGCGAUGCAGUACCACAAACACGAUCUCACUUUGGCCAAGAGCAUGAACGACCGUCUGGGUGAAGCCAAGUCUUCCGGAAAUCUGGGCAACACCCUGAAGGUGAUGGGUCGCUUUGACGAGGCCGCUAUUUGUUGUGAGAGGCACUUGACUUUGGCCAGGCAACUGGGCGAUCGAUUAUCCGAAGGAAGAGCCCUCUACAACCUGGGAAACGUUUACCACGCCAAGGGAAAGCAUUUGGGUCAGAGAAACCCAGGAAAGUUCGGCGACGACGUGAAGGAGGCUCUCUCCCGUGCCGUGGAGUUCUACCAGGAGAACCUGAAGCUUAUGCGGGAUUUGGGAGAUCGCGGUGCUCAAGGCAGAGCUUGUGGUAAUCUUGGAAACACUUACUACCUUCUGGGCGACUUCCAGGAGGCCAUCGAGCACCACAAGGAGCGACUGCGCAUCGCCAGAGAGUUUGGCGAUCGGGCUGCGGAGCGGAGGGCCAACAGUAAUCUGGGAAACUCGCACAUCUUUUUGGGACAAUUCGAGGAAGCCGCCGAUCACUACAAACGCACUUUGACCUUGGCCGUCGAGCUGGGCGAACGCGAAGUGGAGGCCCAAAGUUGCUACAGUCUGGGCAACACGUAUACGCUGCUGCACGAGUUCAACACUGCCAUCGAGUACCAUAAUCGCCACUUGGCCAUUGCCCAGGAGCUGGGCGAUCGGAUUGGCGAGGCAAGAGCUUGCUGGUCGCUGGGAAAUGCCCAUUCCGCCAUCGGUGGUCAUGAGAGAGCUUUAAAGUACGCGGAGCAGCAUUUACAGUUGGCCAAGGAGCUGCACGAUCCGGUGGGUGAGAGCACAGCCAGGGUGAACAUCUCCGAUCUGAGGAAACUGCUGGGAAUGCCCGAAUCGGAACCAUCGCCCACCGAGGAGGAGGCCAGAUCCAGUGCAUCCGAUCACUCGGCCAGCGGAAAUCAGUCCGACGGAUCGGAGAACUCGCAGGGAAGAAUGGUGCGCGUUCGUCGACAGAGCAUGGAGCAGCUGGACCUGAUCAAGAUCACGCCCGACGGGAAGCGAAUGCAGGAGGAGAAGCACCGGGCACAGGCCACCGGGAAAGCCAAAGACGAUGACUUCUUCGAGAUGCUGUCGCGUUCGCAGUCGAAGCGCAUGGACGACCAGCGCUGUUCGAUCAAGGUGAAUCCCGCCGGAGCUCCGCCGCUGGCCACUGGAGCCACCCGUAAGCCGCUGGUGCAGCAGAACUCGCUGUUCGUGGAUCCCACCAACCUGCCUGGCUUGAAGUCACCCUCGUCGGGCAAUGUGGCUGCCAUGGGACACGGACACGGUCCGCUAGCCAGGAGUGCCACCACCACUCAGCAGCCUGACGACGACUUCCUGGACAUGCUGAUGCGCUGCCAGGGAUCGCGACUCGAGGAGCAGCGGUCCGAACUUCCACGUCCGAACGUCACAAUGGAUGCCGAGGCGGAGGCACCGCCACGAUCGGCGCCAGAGGCAGCUGUCGGAGGAGCAGCACGUGGACAGACUGGCCGCGGAGCCACCGUGCCCGACGAGGACUUCUUCUCGCUGAUCAUGAAAGUGCAGAGCGGUCGCAUGGAGGACCAGCGCGCCUCGAUUCCGUUCCGCAGUGCCAACAACAACAACAACAGCCGGAGCAACAAUAACGGCUCGGCUGGCGGAGCUGGAAAGUAGAAAGAGUCCGCGAGAGAUACAGAGUCCAACCAAAACAAUCCUAUUAAUCCAUCCCUGGCCGCGGGCUCCCGCAUCAUUUUGUUAUACGUACAUCUUGCGGCCAUUUAUUCAGUCGUUUCUUUUUAUCGGCAAUCGGCAGCGACACACUUUGUUCUUUUACAAGAUUUAUAUAUACACACUCACACCCACGAAGAGCAUUAAUUUAUGAAUAGCGACUAACCACGUAACCAAAUAUUAGGGGCGUUUAGGGCCCCGUACACACACACAUGAGCAGAGAGGGAGAAACUGUUAUUGGGUGCACUCACUCAUUCAGUCAUGACUCACUAAACACUCACCACAGAGUUGGCCAUGAUAUUGAACAAUCUGCACUCGAGUUUUACGAUAUUAACGUUUGAAUUGCAUGUGCAAAAAGUAGCUUAAGCCGAAGGUAUACUAAUCCAAUUUGCUCAAUAGACGGAACCAAGUCUUCUCUACGAUCAACGAUCUUACAUUCUCCAAACGCAUUCAGCUAAAUACUAAGUUUUAAGUCUAACGAACCACUCUACAUGUAAGCAAUGCAUUUUCCAAAUCAAAAAUCUACAAAUGUUUCCAAUUGUAACCAUGAGUAUUGCAUUUUUCUAUCUAUCUAUCUAACUAUCGAUGACUUUGAGCAUACUUUAAGCCACUUACAAUUUUUUUUAGAUAUUAACAUGACACAAAGAAGACUGCUCGGAUUUCCGUUUGAGGACCGGCGGUCGUGUUAGCACUUAGCAUACGAUAUACACAUCCAUACGUACACAUAUACAAGAUACAUAUGAACAAUAUAUAGUUAUACCAAUGUCUGGCGAUCGACCGAAUCGGCGAUCGUUCUACACAAUAUACGAGUAUAUACACAAAACAAAAAACACAAAACUGAGUUCGAGUUGCAUGAAAUGAAGCCAAAAUUGAUUAAUGUUAUACGUUUAUGUACCACGAAAGGAGGUGCGCUCAUGAAGCUAAUCGCCAAGAUAGCGAUAGAUCGGUCAUUAUGAAUACCAUACAGGCGGACAAUUAUGUCGUGUAUUAUUAAAUAUUAAAAUCAAAAAACUGUUUGCUGACAA
Molecule: messenger RNA, 3699 nt
Organism: Drosophila ficusphila
Lineage: Eukaryota; Metazoa; Arthropoda; Insecta; Diptera; Drosophilidae
Gene: pins
Product: G-protein-signaling modulator 2
Exons: 2
Coding region: 644-2620 (658 amino acids)
Molecular function (GO): protein binding; GTPase regulator activity
Source: RefSeq, a predicted model, not a curated record